Anisakis simplex (herring worm) is the source of this 1200-nucleotide messenger RNA. Lineage: Eukaryota; Metazoa; Nematoda; Chromadorea; Rhabditida; Anisakidae. The record is from the annotation of a GenBank genome assembly.
AUGGGUGCGAACGCGUCGUCACAAUUAGAGAAGGAAAUCAACUCGGAUCAUAUUUUGAGUAAUGAACAUUUCUAUGGGCUCGUCAAUUUCGGCAAUACAUGCUAUUGCAAUUCGGUUAUUCAAGCGUUGUAUUUCUGUCAGCCGUUUCGCGAGAAAAUUCUUCAGUACAAACAGCAAUUGAAGAAAUCAGGUAAUCAAAAAGAGAAUUUAUUAACGUGUUUGGCAGAUUUAUUCCACAAUAUUGCCACUCAGAAGCGACGUGUGGGCACGAUUGCACCGAAACGCUUCAUUACGAAGUUGAAGAAAGAAAAUGAGAUUUUCGAUAAUUAUAUGCAACAAGACGCGCAUGAGUUUUUGAAUUACCUUCUGAAUACAAUAUCGGAAACGUUGUCAGAAGAGAAGCGAAAUGAAAAAUCGUCGAAAACGAACGGAAUCACCAAAAAAGGCUCAUCGAUCACACCGUCGAGCACACACGAUUCUCGAACGCAAUACCAGCCGAGUGGUUCGAAAUGUGAAACAACGUGGAUUCACGAGAUAUUUCAAGGUACAUUGACCAACGAAACACGAUGCUUGAAUUGUGAAACGGUGUCGAGUAAAGAUGAAGAUUUCUUGGAUUUAAGUGUGGAUGUUGAGCAAAAUGCAUCGAUAACGCAUUGUUUGAGAGUGUUUUCGAAUAUGGAGACGUUGCAAGCUGAUCAGAAAUAUUACUGUGAAAACUGUUGUUCAAAACAAGAGGCACAGAAAAGAAUGCGAGUUAAAAAAUUACCGCAAUUGCUGGCAUUACAUCUGAAACGUUUCAAAUACGUCGAGCAGUUGAGUCGAUACACGAAACUUUCGUAUCGAGUGCUGUUCCCGUUGGAAUUACGUCUCUUCAAUGUGAGUGACGAUGCAGUGAAUCGUGAUCGACUGUAUGAUUUGUGUGCAGUGGUUGUACAUUGCGGGUCAACGCCGAAUAGAGGCCAUUAUAUAACUGUUGUUAAGUCGCAUGCUUUUUGGUUAUUAUUCGAUGAUGACGUUGUUGAUAAAAUUGAUCCGGUAACAAUUGAAGAAUUUUUCGGAUUGUCGGAAUGUGGUGUUCAAAAGAACAGUGAAUCGGCGUAUAUAUUAUUUUAUCAAGCACGUGACGCGUCAACUGCCAUCGAUAGUAGUAAUAGUAAUAGCAAGCAGCAACAUAUGCAAAAUACAAAUGCGUCAAUUUGA